Solanum lycopersicum (tomato) is the source of this 477-nucleotide messenger RNA. NCBI's taxonomy places the organism in Eukaryota, Viridiplantae, Streptophyta, Magnoliopsida, Solanales, Solanaceae. The record is from RefSeq and is a predicted model, not a curated record.
AUGUUUGCUUCAUUUACAAAGCGUCGUGAGGGUUUGUAUAGAAAAGCUAGCGAACUCGCUACAGAAUACAAUGUUGACAUUGGAAUAAUGAUGAUUUCCUCUACUGGUAAGCCUCAUUCCUUUUUUCACCCAACAUUUGAUGCAGUUAUUUCUCGUUUUCAGAAUCCUGAUAUGCAGUUUGGUGAAAGCACAAAUCUAGAGGCAAAUGCUGCUAGAAAUGAAGUGAAUCAACUCAAAACUAAGCUUGAAGAACUUGAUGUCAGAGAAGACAUUGCAAUUGCUAAGAAAAAUUCUUAUGAACAAAUGGAAGAAACAAGACAAAAAGAUUGGUGGGAGUCGACUGAGCAGCUCAAUGCAGAUCAAGUGUUCAUAUUUGAAACUUGGUUGAAUGAAACUAGUUCUAACUUACACCAUCGUUUAAAUCAAUUAGAAAUUGAAGCUUCAUCCUCAAUGAGACAUGAAUCUUUUGGAGUGUGA